AUGGCGAUCGACAACCCAAGUGAAGAUCCCGCCGAUAACUUCAAAUUCUUUGGGUUGGGAGGAUGCAAUGAGGUGGGCAGAUCCUCCCAUAUUUUGGAGUAUAAAAAUAAAGUCAUCAUGUUGGAUUCUGGUGUCCAUCCAGGUCUCAGUGGAAUGAACUCCUUGCCUUUCUUUGACGAAUAUGACCUAUCAAAGGUCGACAUCUUGUUGAUCAGUCAUUUCCAUUUGGAUCACGCUGCUUCGUUGCCAUAUGUUAUGCAACAAACCGGCUUCAAAGGUCGUGUUUUCAUGACUCACGCCACAAAAGCCAUCUACCGUUGGUUACUUUCGGAUUUCGUUAGAGUGACAUCAAUGACUGGAGGGGGCGAUGAAGCUAGGUCUGAGAACAACUUGACUAAUGCCUCAGGCUCUGCCAAUCUAUACACAGAUGAAGACUUGAUGGUAUCGUUCGACAGGAUCGAGACAAUAGAUUACCAUUCCACUAUUGAGGUUGAUGGUAUCCAUUUCACAGCUUACCACGCUGGUCACGUUCUCGGUGCAUGCAUGUACUUCGUUGAAGUUGGAGGACUCAAGGUACUCUUCACCGGUGACUACUCUAGAGAAGAAGAUCGUCAUUUGAAGGUUGCGGAGGUUCCACCCACAAGACCAGAUGUUUUGAUUACGGAAUCAACAUUUGGUACUGCCACACACGAACCUAGACUCGAAAAGGAAUCUCGUUUGAUGAAAUUGAUUCACUCAACAAUUCUCAAGGGUGGCCGUAUUCUCAUGCCUGUUUUCGCCUUGGGAAGAGCUCAGGAGUUGCUUCUUAUAUUGGAGGAGUACUGGUCCCAAAACAAGGACAUCCAGAACAUCAAUAUAUACUACGCCUCUAACCUUGCCCGAAAAUGUAUGGCUGUGUACCAAACAUACACUAGCAUCAUGAAUGACAGCAUCAAGGUGAACGCAGCUGGCUCUCACAAGUCAAACCCAUUUGAUUUCAAGUUCAUCAAAUCAAUCAAAAGUGUGGACAGAGUUCACGACAUCGGCCCAUGUGUGGUCGUAGCAUCUCCGGGUAUGUUGCAGAGUGGUGUCUCCCGUCAGCUUCUAGAAAGGUGGGCACCAGAUCCGAAAAAUGCAGUCAUCAUGACUGGUUAUUCCGUGGAGGGAACUAUGGCGAAAGACCUCCUUCGUGAGCCAGCCGCCAUCCAAUCGAUUAACAACCCCGAGAUGAAUAUCCCCAGACGUAUUACUGUCGAUGAGAUAUCUUUUGCAGCUCAUGUAGAUUUCAUCGAGAACUCGGGUUUUAUAGAUGAAGUGAGUCCUAAAAAGAUCAUUUUGGUACAUGGUGACAGUAACCCCAUGGGAAGACUCAAAUCGGCUUUGCUCAGUAAGUACCUGAGCAGGAAGGGAACGGACGAAGAAGUGAAGGUAUUUAAUCCUAGAAAUUGCGAGGAGGUCACAAUUGGCUUUAAGGGUGUAAAGUUGGCCAAAGUUGUUGGACGCCUUGCAGAGACCAACAUGAAAUUAAUAAAGAAGGCGGUCCAGGAGGCCCAAACUAAGCCAAAAAUUGAAGAGGUUGACGAUAAGGUUGAAAAGGAGGAGGGAAACAAAGACAAGAAGGAAGAUGGUGAGGCAGGCAGCGAGAAGGAGUCUGAUAGAAAGGUCAUCAAUACUGGCGUCAAACUUUCAGGAGUGCUUAUAUCCAAGGACUUCGACAUGAAUAUAAUGAGUCUUGACGAGUUGCCUGAGUAUUCGCAGCUCACGACAUCGACGGUCAAAUCGAACGCAAAACUCAAGGUGCAUGCGAAUGUGUCUUUGGUCCAAUGGCAUUUGGAACAAAUGUUUGGCUAUAUCAAUGUGGUGAACGACGAUAAUGAAACCUGGGAAUGUACUAUCAUGAACACCGUCUACAUCACUGCCAACAAGGUGGAGUCAGCAGGUGCGUUGAACGUUACCGUGGAGUGGCUCAACGACAAUUUGAUGGGAGACUCUCUCGCCGAUAGCAUUGUCGCCAUUCUCCUCUCAAUCGACUCGUCUCCUGUCUCCGUCAAGAUGACAUCUCAGCAUUGUUCCCAUGGCCAUGUUAAGCAGGAAGAGGAUGAAGAUAUGGUGAAGGAUGAUACACCUAGAAGAGCCCACGCAGACAGUACUAUCACGAGCAGAAUCAAGAGAAUUGUUUCCUUGUUGAAGUCGCAGUUUGGUGACUCCAUAACCAAAAAUGAUGGCAAGCAGGUUGUCAUAACUAUAGGUAAGAACGAGGCCACGGUUGAUCUCAACAAGCUCGAGGUUGCGUGCGGAUCAAGAGUUCUCAAAGACAGAGUUGAGAAUAUCGUUAAAAGAGGGGCCACGCUAGCAGCUCCAUUGAGCUACCCAGAAAAAAUAGUCUCUGCUUGA
Molecule: messenger RNA, 2373 nt
Organism: Candidozyma duobushaemuli
Lineage: Eukaryota; Fungi; Ascomycota; Pichiomycetes; Serinales; Metschnikowiaceae
Product: cleavage polyadenylation factor subunit
Exons: 1
Coding region: 1-2373 (790 amino acids)
Biological process (GO): mRNA 3'-end processing by stem-loop binding and cleavage
Cellular component (GO): mRNA cleavage and polyadenylation specificity factor complex
Molecular function (GO): RNA endonuclease activity; 5'-3' exonuclease activity; RNA binding
Source: RefSeq, a predicted model, not a curated record